UCCAGCGGAGGCGGGGCAGACGCGGCUCUGACUUCCAACAUGGCGCACGCAGGCGGCGGAGGCUCCGCGGGCCGGGGAUUCGGCGGCUCCCGCUGGGGUCGUUCAGGCUCCGGAGGCCACGAGAAGCUGCCGGUGCACGUGGAGGACGCUCUCACCUACCUCGACCAGGUGAAGAUCCGCUUUGGCAGCGACCCUGCCACCUAUAAUGGCUUUCUGGAGAUCAUGAAGGAGUUCAAAAGCCAGAGCAUUGACACCCCUGGCGUCAUCAGGCGUGUGUCCCAGCUCUUCCAUGAGCACCCUGACCUCAUUGUGGGGUUUAAUGCUUUCCUCCCGCUUGGAUACCGCAUAGACAUUCCCAAGAACGGCAAGUUGAACAUCCAGUCUCCUUUGACCAGCCAGGAGAACUCCCACAGCCAUGGUGACUGUGGUGAGGACUUCAAGCAGAUGUCCUACAAAGAGGACAGAGGCCAGGUGCCCCUGGAGUCGGAUUCUGUGGAGUUCAACAAUGCUAUCAGCUAUGUGAACAAGAUCAAGACCCGCUUUCUGGACCACCCUGAGAUCUACAGGUCCUUCCUAGAGAUCCUUCACACCUACCAGAAGGAACAGCUGCACACUAAGGGUCGUCCGUUCCGUGGCAUGUCUGAGGAGGAGGUCUUCACAGAGGUGGCCAAUCUCUUCCGUGGUCAAGAGGACCUGCUGUCGGAGUUUGGACAGUUCUUGCCUGAGGCAAAGCGAUCCCUGUUCACAGGCAAUGGGCCAUGUGAGAUGAACAGCGUACAGAAGAACGAGGAGAAGAGUCUGGAACACAGCAAGAAGCGCUCUCGGCCCUCACUCCUGCGCCCUGUGUCUGCUCCCGCCAAGAAGAAGAUGAAGCUCCGGGGCACCAAAGACCUGUCCAUUGCUGCUGUGGGGAAGUACGGCACCCUGCAGGAGUUCUCCUUCUUUGAUAAGGUGCGCAGGGUGCUGAAGAGCCAGGAGGUGUACGAGAACUUUCUGCGCUGCAUUGCGCUCUUCAACCAGGAGCUGGUGUCCGGCUCUGAGCUGCUGCAGCUUGUGAGCCCGUUUCUGGGGAAAUUUCCAGAGCUCUUUGCACAGUUCAAGUCCUUCCUGGGAGUGAAAGAGCUGUCCUUUGCGCCACCCAUGAGUGACCGCUCUGGAGAUGGCAUUAGCAGAGAAAUUGACUACGCAUCUUGUAAGCGAAUUGGAUCCAGCUAUCGGGCACUUCCCAAGACCUACCAGCAGCCCAAGUGCAGCGGGAGGACAGCCAUCUGCAAGGAGGUUCUGAAUGACACAUGGGUGUCUUUCCCAUCCUGGUCUGAAGACUCUACCUUUGUCAGCUCCAAGAAGACACCCUAUGAGGAGCAGCUGCAUCGCUGUGAGGAUGAGAGGUUUGAGUUAGACGUUGUCCUGGAGACCAACCUGGCUACCAUCCGUGUGCUGGAGAGCGUGCAGAAGAAGUUGUCGAGGAUGGCGCCUGAGGACCAGGAGAAGCUCCGCCUGGAUGACUGCCUGGGCGGCACAUCAGAGGUGAUCCAGCGCCGUGCCAUCCACCGCAUCUAUGGCGACAAGGCCCCCGAAGUCAUCGAGAGCCUCAAGAGGAACCCUGUCACCGCUGUGCCUGUUGUUCUGAAAAGGCUGAAGGCCAAGGAGGAGGAGUGGCGGGAGGCCCAGCAGGGCUUCAACAAAAUCUGGCGUGAGCAGUAUGAGAAGGCGUACCUCAAGUCCCUGGACCACCAGGCUGUGAACUUCAAGCAGAAUGACACCAAGGCUCUGCGUUCCAAGAGCCUGCUCAAUGAGAUUGAAAGCGUCUAUGACGAGCACCAGGAGCAGCACUCAGAGGGCCGCAGUGCACCAUCCAGUGAGCCACACCUCAUCUUUGUGUACGAGGACCGGCAGAUCCUGGAGGACGCGGCUGCGCUCAUCAGCUACUAUGUGAAACGGCAGCCAGCCAUCCAGAAGGAGGACCAGGGCACCAUCCGCCAGCUGCUUCAUCGUUUUCUGCCCAGCUUGUUCUUCUCGCAGCAGCGCCCUGGCGCCUCCGACGACUCUGCGGAUGAGCGCGAGCGCGAUGGGGAGCCUGAACGCAGGCGGCCAGCCGAUGAGAAGCCCCCAGUGGACACACCACCCGAGCCGCCCAAGGCCCUGGACGACGUGUACAGCCUGUUCUUUGCCAACAACAACUGGUACUUUUUCCUGCGGCUGCACCAGACGCUGUGCGCACGCCUGCUCAAGAUCUACCGGCAAGCGCAGAAGCAGCUGCUGGAGCAUCGGCGCGAGCAGGAGCGGGAGCAGCUGCUGUGUGAAGGUCGCCGCGAGAAGGCCGCUGACCCUGCCAUGGAACUGCGCCUGAAGCAGCCCAGUGAGGUGGAGCUGGAGGAGUACUACCCAGCCUUCCUGGACAUGGUGCGGAGCCUGCUGGAGGGGAGCAUCGACCCCACUCAGUAUGAGGACACUCUCCGCGAGAUGUUCACCAUUCAUGCCUACAUCGGCUUCACCAUGGAUAAGCUGGUGCAAAACAUUGCUCGCCAGGUGACUCCAGCUUGUGUCAGGUUGACAUAGGACUACGGAGCACACUUGUGUACCCCACGCUGUGGAGGACAGAACAGGAGGAUGGCUGGAGCUUGCUGGACAUAGGGAUGACUCCAGGUCCAGUAGGAGAAUCCAUCUCAAGGCAGUAAGACAGAGAGUGAUAGAGGAGGACACGGCUGUCGCCCACUCCUCUCCACUGGCCUGUACGAAUGAACAAGUGUAAAUGCACACACGUGCACACACACACACACACACACACACCUUCUCAGACGGUAGAAACUGUUUUAAGAGGGAAAUAAUGAAAUUGAGUAAGGAGGAUGAGUGCUAUCUGUGGCUGUCAAACCCCUGUAGUGGCUGGCCAAGGGCUACCAUGCUGGCACUGUGCCUACCUUGUCUGCAGCAUUUCUGUUCCUUCUGUCCUGUUCUUGUGGAGAUGGUGGGUGGGUAGGAUCUGGACCAUCAUCCCUGUGGUGCCAAGUAACACCUAAGACCUGCUGACCUGGCCCGACCUUUCUUUGUAUUAUGUUCUUCAUAAAAAUGGGUAAGAGGACUGUUUUUCCCCACACAUCUGGGAGGAAGGUUUAGAUGAGGCACUGCUUUCUCCUUCAGUUUGCUACUCUGGUCUAGUCUGGUUUAGUCUGCUCUGGUCUGACUUGGUCUGGUCUGGUCUACCUACCAAAAAAAAAAAAGAUUGUUAUUUGUUCCAGGUGAUUUAGUCUUCACCCCUCCCAACCCCCAGUCACAGACUUGUUUCCUGGGGUGUGUGGCUGUGGCCAGUGUCUCCAGGGAUGGUGGGCGGGCUGCAGGAGGUGGCAGUUGUGGCCUUGCUCUCUCC
Molecule: messenger RNA, 3364 nt
Organism: Myodes glareolus (Bank vole)
Lineage: Eukaryota; Metazoa; Chordata; Mammalia; Rodentia; Cricetidae
Source: RefSeq, a predicted model, not a curated record